UGAAAUCCUGAAAGAAAGAUGGCGCUAUCAGUUUGUUUUUUUCGCUCUCUCUCAAUAACAUUCGAUUUUCGAUUUCGAUUUCGAUAUCACAUUUUUUGUAACAAAUUUGGUACCUUUGUUUGAUUAUCGAUUUUCAUCAAUAAAUUUAAUUUAAUUGAUCUUUUCGAUUGGAAAACAUGAAUAAAUUAUUACGUUUUAAUCAUCAAUUUUUAGCUCAAAGCUUUAAAAUUGUAGCACCAUCAUCAUCGUUGUUGAAUUGUCAAUCACGUUCAAUUUAUUUGUCAGAAAAACGUUUGGAUAUAUUUAAAAUUCAAGAUGAAAAUGAUUUUAAAGAAAAAGUUUUAGAAAAUUCACAAAAAAAAUUAAUUAUUUUGGAUUUUUUUGCUACUUGGUGUGGUCCUUGUAAACAAUUAACACCACGUUUAGAAACAAUAAUCGGUGGACAAUCAACAAAAGUUGAUCUAGCAAAAGUUGAUGUUGAUGAAUUAGAACAAUUGGCUGCCGAAUAUCAAGUACAAACAAUACCGGCAAUAUUUGCAAUAAAAAAUGGUAAAAUUAUUGAUCAAUUUGUUGGUCGUCGUGAUGAUGAUGAAUUAAAAUCAUUUAUUGAUGGUGCUUUAGCUAAAUAAUGCUAUUUUCUUAGUUGUUUUGUGUUCAAAUUAACAACGACAAAAAUACAUUCUGAUAUGAG
Messenger RNA from Dermatophagoides pteronyssinus (European house dust mite), 691 nucleotides. RefSeq names its product thioredoxin-2-like. Gene Ontology annotation, biological process: cell redox homeostasis. Lineage: Eukaryota; Metazoa; Arthropoda; Arachnida; Sarcoptiformes; Pyroglyphidae. The record is from RefSeq and is a predicted model, not a curated record. Gene Ontology annotation, cellular component: mitochondrion.